CUCCAUCACGAGCAACGUCAGAGUCACAUCACACUCGGAACCGCUCGUCGAUAGCAUUCGACCUGUAGCAAUUGUAGGUCCUUUGAAGGUAUGCAUAUGGCCAAUUCGCUACUGUUACGCGGGGUCGAAUGGCUUCGCGCCUGUAAGCAGCCGCACACCACGCAACCUCCUCGAAUGUAUCUUUUUGAGAAUUAGUCAUCUUUGCAGCUCGUGCUGCACUUCUCUUUGGCCAUUUAAGUUGCGUCUCCUUCACAGUUCUCAUUUCAUACCUCAGGAGUUUUCGCCAUGAACACCACAGCAUGGUGUAAGCCUAACGAGAAGCACAUGCAGUCUUCCGAUCCCAUUCAUAAGCGGCAUCGAUAUCCACGAUACACUCAGACAGUCUUACAGAGACAUUGACAAUGACAACGUUCGCAUACUGGAAAGGCGUCGCCGAUGCAGCCACGGGCGUCAUACUACUCACCAAACCCGAGAUCAUCUACCACAGCUCCGUUGCAAAAUUCCUGAACCGAAUAUCCGGCUUGCGACUGCCGAAUCCAUAUCCUACAGCCAACGGCGAGAUCAGCGCACAGCAUGCUGUGGCCAUAAUGGUAAUCGCCGUAGGCCUAGGCCAUAUUCGAGCAAGCAAAGACCGCCAUUCCAUACCAUCAUUAGUCGUCAUGAAUGCAGUAUGGUCAGCCCUUGCGCUCGGCACUGUGAUCUUCAAACCGCACCGUGCGACAAGUGCGCUGCUCAUGACGGGGAUCAACCACUUCAUCUUUGCUAGCAUCAUGUUUUUGCGAUCGAAGAUGACUGUGAAAGAGAUGUUGGGACUCAAGGGAAGUAAGACCAAGGAAGUCUAAGUCACGUUCGAAGAGAGAGAC
Macroventuria anomochaeta is the source of this 863-nucleotide messenger RNA. RefSeq lists its product as uncharacterized. The record is from RefSeq and is a predicted model, not a curated record. The transcript is spliced from 2 exons. Bases 402 to 842 code for a protein of 146 amino acids. Lineage: Eukaryota; Fungi; Ascomycota; Dothideomycetes; Pleosporales; Didymellaceae.